AUGUCACAGAGUGCUAUGGAUGAAAUCGCCCUCGUGCCAACGUUACAAGAGAACACGACACCGUCAGAAGCGACGACAUCGCGUCCAGAAGAGACCGUAGUGCACGUAGUAUCAAAUCGUACGGAUUCCAGAAAAGCCAAAUUAGCAAAAAAGUAUCAACGGACACCGAUCGCCUUCUAUCAGGCUCUUGUACUAGGUGCUGUACUUCUUCUAUUGAUACUUCUAUGUGUUGCCUUUGAAACGUGGAGGAGCACGAAUCCAGACGGUGAUGAGGCUAUACCACAUGAUAGAGAAGAUGAGGAAUAUCACUUAGCUAUGGUCGAACUAGUAAAUAGCCAACCAGGUGUUACGUGGAAGGCCCAGUACAAUAGAUUUGCUUCACGGCCUGAAUAUGGUCCAAAUGGCAUGGGCGACGUGGAUACGGCAAAAUCAUUACUGAAAAAGAUCUUCCAUCUCGACGGUACCCAUCUACUUCAGGAUACCGUGAAGCACAUUGAAGACCUGUGGAGGCAUGAAGGCUUUAAAUUCGGAAAAUUGUUACUGUUUGACAAAACUGGAACGUUCAGGGUAAAAGCAACGAUUCCCAGAUCGUUUGACGCCAGAUCGACAUGGCCGAAGUGCUGGGCAGUUCAUCAAAUAUUCAACCAAGCCGGUUGUGGAUCUUGUUGGUCUGUAGCAGCAACAUCUGUGAUGUCUGAUCGCGUUUGUAUCAGCUCGAAUGGCACCGAUCAAACACAAAUUAGUGCCCUUGAUCUGACGUCAUGCUGCUUGUCAUGUGGAGGAUGCCAAGGAACGCACUGGGCGCUAUCAGCAUUCACUUAUUGGAAAGAACAUGGCCUCGUCUCUGGCGGUUCCUACGGCACACAUGAGGGAUGCCGACCGUAUGCAUUCGAGCCAAGCUGUGGCAGUCCUUGUGGAGCAGCGCUCUAUCGGAAGGAUCGAACUCCACGAUGUGAAAGGCAAUGCCAGAGUCUCUAUCAUAGGUCAUAUGAACAAGACAUUGUUAAAGCUAAGCAAGCCUACUGGUUACGAGCUAUAAAUGGAAGUUCUGAAUUUACGCCAGUGGUGAAAGCGACUCUGAACAGGCUCACCAAUGGGAGAUUCACCGAGCUGCUCCAACGAGAACUGAUAACGUAUGGUCCGGUACUGGCGUGUUUCACACUACAUGAAGACUUUCAGCAUUACAAAUCAGGUAUUUACAAAACUGAAGAGAAUCGAUCGCAGCAACUCUAUGGACACUGUGCAAAAUUGAUCGGUUGGGGAGAAGAGGGCGGAAUAAAGUAUUGGCUCUAUGCUAAUACGUGGGGGCGUGACUGGGGAGAGAAC
This is a messenger RNA of Ostertagia ostertagi, 1326 nucleotides long. The record is from the annotation of a GenBank genome assembly. Lineage: Eukaryota; Metazoa; Nematoda; Chromadorea; Rhabditida; Trichostrongylidae.